UGACGCAAUCCAGGGAAAGUGGUAAUGUUGGGGAGGGAGUGUCUCGUCCGUUCGCGCACAGACAGCAGGGAGCAGCUGAAGCAAAAGGAGUUCUGGUAACAUUUCGCUGCAUUGCUGAAAGUGACAUAUUAUCAUUUAAAACUUGAACAAUUCUAGAAUAGCAUUGUAUCAACCAACGACAGCUAAAAUGGUAGAUCGCGAGCCACUGGUGCAGAAAGCCAGGCUGGCCGAACAGGCUGAAAGAUAUGAUGAUAUGGCAGCAGCCAUGAAAUCGGUGACAGAGUCGAACGAGGCCUUGUCCAACGAGGAGAGGAACCUGCUCUCUGUGGCCUAUAAGAACGUGGUGGGGGCGCGGCGCUCGUCCUGGCGCGUCAUCUCCAGCAUCGAGCAGAAGACCUCGGCGGACGGCAACGAGAAGAAGAUGGAGAUGGUGCGCGCGUACCGCGAGAAGAUCGAGAAGGAGCUGGAGACCGUGUGUCAGAACGUGCUCAACCUCCUGGACAACUUCCUGAUCAAGAACUGCAACGACACACAGCACGAGAGCAAAGUGUUUUACCUGAAGAUGAAAGGCGACUACUACCGCUACCUGGCCGAGGUGGCCACGGACGAGAAGAGGGUCGGCGUGGUGGAGUCCUCUGAGAAGUCCUACAGCGAGGCCCAUGAGAUCAGCAAGGAGCACAUGCAGCCCACCCACCCCAUACGCCUGGGUCUGGCCCUCAACUACUCCGUGUUUUACUACGAGAUCCAGAAUGCACCUGAGCAGGCCUGCCACCUGGCCAAGACCGCCUUCGAUGACGCCAUCGCUGAGCUAGACACCCUGAACGAGGACUCCUACAAAGACUCUACCCUCAUUAUGCAGCUGCUACGAGACAACUUGACACUGUGGACGAGCGACCAGCAAGACGACGAGGGUGGCGAGACCAAUAACUAGAGAGUCCCUAAAGAGACCUCCGUGUCCUGUUUCAGCCAAUACACACAACACGCCCACACGCUCACAAAUGACAACAAACAAAAAUGAAACAGUUCUUAGAAAUGUUAAAAUGUUGGCUGGUGGAACUUUGGUAGCCACUUUUGCUGAUGAUACAACAGCAGCUGCAGUUCUUUAUUUUUCCCAAUGAAUAUAAAAAGUGAAGAAACAAUUUAAUUAAAAAGAGGAGUAGGAGGGGAGAUGAGUUUAGUUUCUAGUAUAGUUUAAAAAAUAAUAGAUAAACCCCUCCCUUCUUGAUUGCCUCUGCAACUUGUCAAAACACCACUUGAGAAUGAUGAAGGUCUGUGGUCAGUGAGUCAGUCAGUGAGUCAGUCAGUGAGUCAGUGAGUCAGUGAGUCAGUCAGUCAGUCAGUCAGUCAGUCAGUGAGUCAGUGAGUCAGUGAGUAGAGUGUGGCUGUUGCGUUAGAGACGACACCCUCACGCUGGCAUGGAGACCGGCAUGUUAUGUCGUUAGCUACAUGAAGUGGAGCUGCUUAUUUAACUUAUGUGGUAAGGGAGGAGGAACAUUCAAAAUUGUAAGGGGAGAUCGACGCUUGUGCAAAAAUUAAAUGAAUAUAUAGAAUAUUUAAAAAAACAAUUAUAAUAAUUAAUCACCUCGCAAAAAAAAAUAAAGAGUUGCAAACAGUUUCCUGAUAGGGUGAAAGAGCUAUCGUAUCUCUAGCCAGAAACCUCAGACUUACCAACAUGGGAAUCCAGAAGUCUGCCUCACACUGUAAUGGUAAUCGUUGAGCGAAGUCAGAUAUUCUUUGUGGUUAUUGAACAUAACCCAAUGUUUUGUUCCCAUGAUCUCAGCAAUUGGUUUGGACCCAGUCAUCUAGAGUUCUUUAACGAAAGCAGGAUGAAACAGACAGCCAGUACAGUCCUCUCAUGCACUGAUACGCUACACAGUCAUCUAGACUAGAGUACUGUAAUGCAAGCAGGAGGAAACAGACAGACAGUACAGUCCUCUCAUGCACUGAUACGCUACACAGUCAUCUAGACUAGAGUACUGUAAUGCAAGCAGGAGGAAACAGACCACCAGUACAGUCCUCUCAUGCACUGAUACGCUACACAGUCAUCUAGACUAGAGUACUGUAAUGCAAGCAGGAGGAAACAGACAGCCAGUACAGUCCUCUCAUGCACUGAUACGCUACACAGUCAUCUAGACUAGAGUACUGUAACGAAAGCAGGAGGAAACAGGCAGACAGUACAGUCCUCUCAUGCACUGAUACGCUAUACAGUCAUCUAGACUAGAGUACUGUAAUGCAAGCAGGAGGAAACAGACAGCCAGUACAGUCCUCUCAUGCACUGAUACGCUAUACAGUCAUCUAGACUAGAGUACUGUAAUGCAAGCAGGAGGAAACAGACAGCCAGUACAGUCCUCUCAUGCACUGAUACGCUACACAGUCAUCUAGACUAGAGUACUGUAAUGCAAGCAGGAGGAAACAGACCACCAGUACAGUCCUCUCAUGCACUGAUACGCUACACAGUCAUCUAGACUAGAGUACUGUAAUGCAAGCAGGAGGAAACAGACAGACAGUACAGUCCUCUCAUGCACUGAUACGCUACACAGUCAUCUAGACUAGAGUACUGUAAUGCAAGCAGGAGGAAACAGACCACCAGUACAGUCCUCUCAUGCACUGAUACGCUACACAGUCAUCUAGACUAGAGUACUGUAAUGCAAGCAGGAGGAAACAGACAGACAGUACAGUCCUCUCAUGCACUGAUACGCUACACAGUCAUCUAGACUAGAGUACUGUAAUGCAAGCAGGAGGAAACAGACCACCAGUACAGUCCUCUCAUGCACUGAUACGCUACACAGUCAUCUAGACUAGAGUACUGUAAUGCAAGCAGGAGGAAACAGACAGCCAGUACAGUCCUCUCAUGCACUGAUACGCUACACAGUCAUCUAGACUAGAGUACUGUAACGAAAGCAGGAGGAAACAGGCAGACAGUACAGUCCUCUCAUGCACUGAUACGCUAUACAGUCAUCUAGACUAGAGUACUGUAAUGCAAGCAGGAGGAAACAGACAGCCAGUACAGUCCUCUCAUGCACUGAUACGCUAUACAGUCAUCUAGACUAGAGUACUGUAACGAAAGCAGGAGGAAACAGACAGCCAGUACAGUCCUCUCAUGCACUGAUACGCUACACAGUCAUCUAGACUAGAGUACUGUAACGAAAGCAGGAGGAAACAGACAGCCAGUACAGUCCUCUCAUGCACUGAUACGCUAUACAGUCAUCCAGACUAGAGUACUGUAACGAAAGCAGGAGGAAGAUCACAGACAGUACAGUCCUCUCAUGCACUGAUACGCUAUACAGUCAUCCAGACUAGAGUACUGUAAUGCAAGCAGGAGGAAACAGACCACCAGUACAGUCCUCUCAUGCACUGAUACGCUACACAGUCAUCUAGACUAGAGUACUGUAACGAAAGCAGGAGGAAACAGACAGCCAGUACAGUCCUCUCAUGCACUGAUACGCUAUACAGUCAUCCAGACUAGAGUACUGUAACGAAAGCAGGAGGAAACAGACAGUAUAGUCCUCUCAUGCACUGAUACGCUAUACAGUCAUCUAGUCUAGAGUACUAUAAUGAAAGCAGGAGGAAACAGACAGCCAGUACAGCCAGUACAGACUUAUUGUUACUCACCCCUUACCGAGGUUGUCAAGGGUGCCAUAUUAUAAGAAUAUCAAAAAUAUGCUAAUACAAUGAAAAUGAAAACACACCAAAUUAAAUGAUUUUGUAGAGGGGAUCAUUUGAUAUCGUAAGGCAACAGAAUUUUGCCCUAAAUUAAGGUACAUUUAUGUUUACAAUAAUUACUUAUUGUAGAUCUCUGAAAUGACACACAGUUGACUGGAACCAAGCGCUCCAUGAUACACCUUUCUUUUGGGCGCUGGCCAAUAUAUAAAACAGUUGUUUUUCUUCUGUCUGUUAACCUUUUUAAUUGUCAAGAAAUACAUUUGCCUAUCAUACUGUUCCCUGAGUGUAAAACGAUACCUACUCAUACUGUUCCCUGAGUGUAAAACGAUACCUACUCAUACUGUUCCCUGAGUGUAAAACGAUACCUACUCAUACUGUUCCCUGAGUGUAAAACGAUAC
Molecule: messenger RNA, 4062 nt
Organism: Oncorhynchus keta (chum salmon)
Lineage: Eukaryota; Metazoa; Chordata; Actinopteri; Salmoniformes; Salmonidae
Product: 14-3-3 protein gamma-1-like
Exons: 2
Coding region: 188-931 (247 amino acids)
Biological process (GO): signal transduction
Cellular component (GO): cytoplasm
Molecular function (GO): protein kinase C binding
Source: RefSeq, a predicted model, not a curated record